Messenger RNA from Hyaena hyaena (striped hyena), 436 nucleotides. RefSeq names its product translocase of outer mitochondrial membrane 7 (gene TOMM7). Gene Ontology annotation, biological process: protein import into mitochondrial matrix. Gene Ontology annotation, cellular component: mitochondrial outer membrane translocase complex. The coding region runs from base 65 to 232 and encodes 55 amino acids. The record is from RefSeq and is a predicted model, not a curated record. NCBI's taxonomy places the organism in Eukaryota, Metazoa, Chordata, Mammalia, Carnivora, Hyaenidae. The transcript is spliced from 3 exons.
UUUCGGAUUUUUUACGCUGCCGCUGGUGUAGGAGUGUUCUCAGUUCGCGGCUCCGGCUGUCGCCAUGGUGAAGCUGAGCAAAGAGGCCAAGCAGAGGCUUCAGCAGCUCUUUAAGGGCGGCCAAUUUGCCAUUCGCUGGGGCUUUAUUCCUCUCGUGAUUUACCUGGGAUUCAAGAGGGGUGCAGAUCCAGGAAUGCCUGAACCAACUGUUUUGAGCUUACUUUGGGGAUAAAGGUCAUCUGGAUUUGGAAGCAAUCAAUGGACAGGAACAACAUGGAAGGUGUGCACUCUGGCUGGGAUGACAGCUGGGACAUCGUUCAGACAUUUCGCCAGUUGAUGGCACAGGGCUCUUCUCACAUGAAUCGGUGGCAGAGUGGAACCUCUACUGACUUAUUUAUCAUAGACUGUAUCUAAAUAAAUGUUUUUAACAAUGUUA